Desarmillaria tabescens is the source of this 1710-nucleotide messenger RNA. RefSeq lists its product as uncharacterized. The record is from RefSeq and is a predicted model, not a curated record. The transcript is spliced from 12 exons. Lineage: Eukaryota; Fungi; Basidiomycota; Agaricomycetes; Agaricales; Physalacriaceae. The coding region runs from base 1 to 1710 and encodes 569 amino acids.
AUGAAUCUUCUCUGGGCUUUGGGGAUCGCACUCACUACUUACACCGUCGCUUUGUAUCUCGGGCGCACCCUGCGACACAGGCAGCUCUUGAAGCAAACUUGCGUCCUGGAUAUCGAUUCCUUAGGACUCAGGCUACCUCGCGAGAAAAUGAAAGGCACGGCGGUCAUCUGUGGCGGAAGCAUCGGAGGUCUGCUCGCAGCUCGAAUAUGUCAUGACCAUUUUGACAAAGUUGUUAUCGUGGAACCGGAGGCGUGGAUGAAUUCCGAAGACGCCAUACGUGUAGACGCAUGGAACCAAGAAAGCAAGCGCUCGCGUAUCAUGCAGUACGAAUCAUUACAUGUCGUUCUAGCCAUGGGGUACAAGGUUAUGCAAAAGCUUUUCACUGACAUCGAGGAGAAAUGUUACGCAUCGAGCAUCAAGGUAGGCCCCAAUGAUACGCAUGCUCGCAUGUGGGGAAAUGUGCCUCGGCUUCCGUAUGCCGAGUACGGUGGUAGCCUUCCGAAGACAUUCUGUGCCGGUCGCGCAGGUUUUGAAACAUUUUUACGACGUCUCGUACUGGGUGGUGACUACAAACACAUUCGCCAGGUUAUUGACACGGUGACUGGUGUUUCUCAGAGCGCUCACAAUCCUGGAUACCUUGACGGAAUUUCGGUCCGUACUCCCGAAGGCAUCCAAAACAUCUCCGCUACUCUCGUUGUCGAUUGCACAGGACCUGCAGCUGCGGGCCUUAAAUGGCUUCGACGAGAAGGAUACGGAUUCGUGGAUACAUACACGAAGAAUCAACUACCCCUAGACCAGUUAAGGAUUGCAUACGACCAAAAGCUUCAAUAUUCUACCCUCAAAUUCCAUGUCCCGCCGGAGCUUGGGAGGAAGAUCCCUGGCCUCUCGCUUCCCUACGACGAGUGUGGAUAUAUAUAUUGCCUCUCCACGGACCCAGACAAAGACCAUCGAAAUGUAUACUCUCAGCGUAUUGAUGGUAACUUCAUCCAACUCUGUUUCAGUACGAUGGGCGAGUACGAACUUCCAAAGACUCUUGAGGAAGGCAAGGCCUUUGUUCGAAGUCUGAUUACCGAGAAGCCGAUUCCGGAGACCUUCUUCGUGAUGCUGGAUAUGCUGGACGAAGUAACGGACACCAUGACUUACAGUCACGUUCGUUAUCCCGGCUCCAGCUACAUCAGAUACGAGAAGGCCGUCAACCUACCUUCUAAUUGGGUCCUCUGGGUGAUAGUGCAAGGUUGUUCAAAGGCCUUCUUCGGUGCUGUUUGCCUUAAUAAGCUGCUCAUGAACUCAACGGCGAUACCAAAAGAUUUCUCAAAGAAGUACUUCAGCGAUCAUGCGGAGAAGAUUAAACCACUUUGUCGCUCAAAGCCAGUGAUUAUUCCUUCUCGACGACAGCUUCCGCUUCCUGGAGAGACGUUGUCUCACGGCUCGUGGAUUCGGUGGUACAUGAAGAAGCUAGUUGUUUUAUCUUUUACUGACGAACAAGCGGGUUCGGCAGUUUGGCAUGUCCGGACGCUUCUGGCACCGAGUAUAGAUGCUUUCCAGUUGGGGCUUGUACUCAAAGUAUUUUGGAGCCUGAUUAAAGGCACGAGUGGAAAUAGUUGCGGUUCGAGAAUGAAUCUCGUCUUCAACUUCGAUGCUGUCGGGUUCAAGCCAUAUAUACUUUCUGGUGCAACCUACUCAAACUUGUAUGCGGGGAAUCCGAACUAG